Messenger RNA from Portunus trituberculatus (swimming crab), 1676 nucleotides. RefSeq names its product RAD52 motif-containing protein 1-like. Gene Ontology annotation, cellular component: nucleolus. Gene Ontology annotation, molecular function: RNA binding. NCBI's taxonomy places the organism in Eukaryota, Metazoa, Arthropoda, Malacostraca, Decapoda, Portunidae. The coding region runs from base 281 to 1150 and encodes 289 amino acids. The transcript is spliced from 9 exons. The record is from RefSeq and is a predicted model, not a curated record.
GAGAGAGAGAGAGAGACAACCAUUCAAUCAGCGGGGUACGAUAUUUUUCCCUGACUGGCGCUUGCUCAUUAGGGGUCAAGGUUGUACACGAUUUUACAGGGAACAUGAUUUGGCGCUACAGCCGCGAUAGUAAACAAACGUCACCUGAGAGCUGCUUCCUAGUCCUUCAAAUCUCUAGGAGUGUGUUGCUGGAGAGAAGGGGCAGGUGAACGACUGUCAAGAUUGCAAUGUAUUAAGACAAUAAAACAAGACUGAUGUAAAAGGAACCUGGAACUUGACUAUGAUUGUAUUAGACCACCUAAGAAGAUCCUGCAGAAUGGAUGUGGACGUGAUCCCUCUCAGGAUCCCCAGUGACAAGGACCAUCAGGUUUCUGUGUCUGGCCUCUGGUGGGAUGGUACUCAGGAAGACCUGGAGCAAGAAAUAAGGAAGUUGUUUGCACAGUAUGGUCCCAUUCACCGAGUGACGGCCAGGAGAGAGGCCUGUGGAGCAGAAGGGGAUAAUGUGUGGUAUGGUUAUGUGGCAUAUUUCUCAGCUUUUGAUGCUGAAGAGGUCUUACGACAAAGUGGUAAGAUGAUAUUUGGUGGAAGGAGGAUAAGACUCAAGAAAAAGAAUAGAUUGAAUGGCUUUGAAAAUCAUGGACUUUCUCUUCAUAAGUCUCAAGAACUACUCAUGCAUUACUUUGGCUUCAACUGCUGGACCUCCGAGAUUGUUUAUCUUGAAAGGGAUGAUGAAGAACAAAAAGACUCGGUGCGAUACAUAUGUUUAGUACGGGUCAGAAUGCCAAAGGAAGGGCUAUGCAGCGAGGGUCUUGGCCUGGGUGAAGCACCAUGCACCACACAGUCCCCACAAGGCAGAGGACAGUCUGUAGCAUGUGCACGAAGGUUUGCUAUCAAUUCAGCAAUGAAAGCAGCAUUUGGAAAAUUUGUCAUUAUAAAGCUGAGAAAUGGCAAAGUGACGGUGGAGGUUGAUACAACGCAGACAGAUCUGCAGAUGUAUGAUCCAUUGUGGGACAGCACAGAGGUGGAGGUGAAUGACAUUGAUCAUGAUCCAGAGGAGGAGGACAGUGAUGAGGAGUUUGCAAUGCUUCAAGAUAUUGAUGAUGAAGAACUAGGAGCUCUACUUGACAUAACCAUCAGUAAAGAUGCUUAGUACAUCAUGGAGUGUGAAAACCAACACUUGUGGUACAAAAAUCCCGUUGUAGCUGAAGCAGCGAGGAGGGCUGGGUGGUGACUGGUGGAUGCUGUGCUAGUGAGAACAUGUCCAUCUUUCAGAUCUCGUCAGAUAAGAAAGGUAGUUACAACUUCACUUGUAUGUUGUCUAUAUUGUGUCAUAUCUGGAGGCAGGAGGCUACCUUUUGGUCCUCACCUCAGUCCUGUAAGCAACCUACAGUAUUGUAUAGUACUGCUGUUUCUUCAUGAUUACCUUAGGAACAGUUAAUAAUAAGGCUCUUGUUUUUAUCUUAACAUUUUAAACAUUAUUUUUAUACAAAUCUAACUUUUAUCAAUAUUUUUAGUGCAUGUAAGGUUUUUACGAAUGCAUAUUUUUGAAGUUUUCUCUCUAAAUAUUCUUGUGUAUAUCAUUAUAUAAGAUAUUUUAAGAAAGUGGCAUCUGUCCGGUUUAGCAUAAGUUAAAAUAUUUGUAAAGGUUAACAAUAACAAAACUACUAUAUAAAUUG